Messenger RNA from Trichoderma asperellum CBS 433.97, 732 nucleotides. Lineage: Eukaryota; Fungi; Ascomycota; Sordariomycetes; Hypocreales; Hypocreaceae. The record is from RefSeq and is a predicted model, not a curated record.
GUUCUAGGUCUCAUACAAUUCAAUUCUCAUUCCUGUUUGAAAUCCCCUUCCAUAAACCAAUCAUGAUAUUUGUACACUUUUUCUAUCAUGCCCUGUCCGACUGGCAAAGGUCGAAAUAGACCGAGGGCGAAUUUUCUGAUUCUCUCCAAUGGCUACAGCUCGUGAGAGCCCAUUCCAAUUAGAUCGAAGCGCAGCUUCAACCGAGAUCUUCAGUUGCCGCGACCUAUCUGUUCUCCAAAUGCCUGGUUACUCUUUACCGGGACCACCACAGCAAACCGACUCCAAGACUGCAAAACCAAUACCGUGCCAUUUCCAUCGCCCAUGACUCCAAGGCGCCUGUAUCAAAAACGAAAGAAAAAAGGAAGAAGAAAAAUAACUCGCGAAGCGGAAUUCCAUGCUGAAAUAUUGAAAAACCAGACAAUUGCAGACAUAACCUGCCAGAUAUCAAACAAUGAGAAUGGUGAUGCAAUGUAGCCGAGACAAUACGUCCUCUGGACCUAAUGCUUCCAAGUCGCAGCUAACAAUGCAGAAUCUAGCACCGCUUGGUGCAGCACACAAGUAGAGCGACAAAUUAUAGUGUGAUCAUGUUCACUAUUGCUGAACAAUUAGGUCAUGGCGUAGUCCAACGUGAUAGUCGUAUCCCAAUUCCGGAAGAGAUUCGCAAUAAUCAAAACGUCCAGUGAAAAAAAAAAAAAAAAAGAUAUGCGAAUGACAGCCAACGUCGUCAUGAUC